GGCUGUCAGCUGCAGCAGCUACAUGAAGCUAACAGCAGCAGCAGCAGCAGCAGCAGGAGGAAGCAGAGACUUUUAACCGUGCAACUCGACUUCUUGCUUCUAAAACGGAGUCCUCCUGGUCUGAACGGUAGUCUGUCCCGGUCUGAGGUUGUCCAGGUUGUCCUCGGCUGUGUUUUUGAGGCCUUCCCAGUGAUUUGACAGUGUGUUCAGAUCUGACCGGAGGAGUGAUGACGGAGUUCCAGGAGAAGCUCCGUCAGCAGCACGAGGAGUCGAUGCACCGCGAGCUGGAGACGCUGCUCACUACCGCCAACAAGGCCGAGGCUGAGAUCUCCAAAAAAGAUUUCGAUGGCUUCAAGAAGAUCUUCCACAGUUUCCUGCAGGUCAAAGGUCCUUCAGUCGAAUGGGCCAAGAUCAACCGGCCGCCGGAGGACUCGAUCCAGCCCUACGAGAAGAUCAAGACCAAGGGUCUUCCUGACAACAUCACCGCCAGCCUCAACAAGCUUGCUGUGGUCAAACUGAACGGCGGUCUGGGAACCAGUAUGGGCUGUAAGGGCCCCAAGAGUCUGAUCAGCGUCCGCAACGAGAACACCUUCCUGGACCUGACCGUCCAGCAGAUUGAACAUCUGAACAAAACAUUUAACGCCGACGUCCCGCUUGUUCUCAUGAACUCCUUCAACACUGACGACGACACAAAGAAGAUCCUGCAGAAAUACAAACACCACCGCGUCAACAUCCACACCUUCAACCAGAGCAGGUAUCCGAGGAUCAACAAGGAGUCUCUGCUGCCGAUCGCCAAAAACAUGGGGAUGAGCGGUGAGAACGGGGAGGCCUGGUACCCACCGGGUCACGGAGACAUCUAUGCCAGCUUCUCCAACUGCGGGCUGCUGGACAAACUCAUCGCCGAGGGGAAGGAGUACAUCUUCGUGUCCAACAUAGAUAACUUGGGCGCCACCGUCGACCUCUUCAUCCUCCACCACCUGAUGAGUCAGCCGGCCGACAGGCGCUGCGAGUUCAUCAUGGAGGUCACCGAUAAGACCAGAGCUGACGUCAAGGGUGGUACGCUGAUCCAGUACGAGGAUCGCCUGAGGCUGCUGGAAAUCGCGCAGGUGCCGAAGGCCCACGUGGACGAGUUCAAGUCCGUCACCAAGUUCAAGAUCUUCAACACCAACAACCUGUGGAUCUCUCUGCCCGCCAUCAAGAGGCUGCAGGAGAAGAACACCAUGGACCUGGAGAUCAUCGUCAACCCAAAGACGCUGGACGGCGGUUUGAACGUCAUCCAGCUGGAGACAGCUGUGGGCGCCGCCAUCAAGAGCUUCAAUAACGCCAUGGGUGUGAACGUCCCCCGUAGCCGCUUCUUGCCGGUGAAGACAUCGUCCGACCUGCUGCUGGUGAUGUCGAACCUGUACAGCCUAGACGCCGGCUCCCUCACCAUGAGCAAGAAGAGAGAGUUUCCCACCACGCCGCACGUCAAGCUGGGCAGCUCCUUCACCAAGGUUCAGGAGUAUUUGUCCAGGUUUGAGAGCAUCCCGGACAUGUUGGAGCUCGACCACCUCACUGUAUCGGGAGAUGUCACCUUCGGAAAGAACGUCUCUCUGAAGGGAACCGUCAUCAUCAUAGCCAAUCACGGUGACCGGAUCGAUAUUCCCGCCGGAGCGAUGCUGGAGAACAAGAUCGUUUCAGGAAACCUGCGUAUCCUCGACCACUGAGGCCUUCUGGGAAAACAAACAACACACAAACAAACAAGCCAUAUGCACCUUUAAGAGACUCAAACCGGGAUUAUUUUCCUUCUCCUCACCGAUGAACUAUCAGUUUGUUUUUGUUUGUUGUCAAUGCAAAGCCAACCUGUAAGGGUCAAAGGUCAACCUCCUCCUCGUUCUUCCUGAUGCACUCUGCAGACAUGAAGAAACUUAUUGCUGUUACUGCAAACAAAAGAAAGUCUAAGAGCCCGCUGUGUUCGUCUGUUUCUGCUGUCAAAUAAAGAAGUGCACUAUGGGUCA
Sebastes umbrosus (honeycomb rockfish) is the source of this 1997-nucleotide messenger RNA. RefSeq names its product UTP--glucose-1-phosphate uridylyltransferase-like. Gene Ontology annotation, molecular function: UTP:glucose-1-phosphate uridylyltransferase activity. The record is from RefSeq and is a predicted model, not a curated record. NCBI's taxonomy places the organism in Eukaryota, Metazoa, Chordata, Actinopteri, Perciformes, Sebastidae. Bases 228 to 1706 code for a protein of 492 amino acids. Gene Ontology annotation, cellular component: cytoplasm. Gene Ontology annotation, biological process: UDP-alpha-D-glucose metabolic process; glycogen metabolic process. The transcript is spliced from 10 exons.